Molecule: messenger RNA, 1299 nt
Organism: Ilex paraguariensis (yerba mate)
Lineage: Eukaryota; Viridiplantae; Streptophyta; Magnoliopsida; Aquifoliales; Aquifoliaceae
Source: the annotation of a GenBank genome assembly
GAUUAGGACCCCCACAAAGAAAACCUCCAGAUUACAGGGCGGAUUCCUUGUGGGCGAAUUGUCCAUUUGUCCUUCACAUUAUCCUGUUCCUCUCUAUCAAAACACACUAUCACGCACACUACUUGGACACUACAGUACUGAUAAAUUGAUGCGAAAUUGAAGCAUCAAAUCUCUUCUAGACUGUAUAUGGGUGAUGGGUUAGCUGCAUCAAAACCCAAAGAUGCAGCAAAUUCAACCCUUAUCUCCGUUUCAUCGACCCGUAACUCUCUGGCCCAGAUUUUACCAUACAAUAGUAAACCCAUUGAACAUAAUCUCUUUCUCUUCUUCUCCUCCUCCGAUCAGUAGCCGUCGGCUUAGAAAGUUCUUUCCGCGCAAAAUCCGAAAGGAACCUUCGAAACCGAGUCUCAAACGUCUCACUUCUCGCAUCGUCGAACUCACUCGCAGACGACAACUGCUUCAGAUUUUUGAGGAAGUUGAGAAAGCCAAAAAAUUGUAUGGGCAGUUGAAUACGAUUGUGAUGAACGCAGUAAUGCAGGGUUGUGUUCAUUGCGGGGACAUAGAUUCUGCUCUUAGGGUCUUUGAAGAAAUGUCGAAGCUGGAGAGCUGUGGUGUUGACAAUGUUACAUAUGGCACAUUGGUGAAGGGUUUGGGUGAUGCUCGGAGAAUUGAUGAAGCAUUUCAAAUCCUUGAAUCUGUGGAAAGAGGUACCGCUGCAGGAAAUCCAAAGUUGUCAGCACCAAUUAUUUAUGGCUUGCUGAAUUCUCUUAUUGAAGCAGGUUAAGUUUGUAGAUAUAGCAAAAUAUGGUUCUUCUGUUAUAUUUGUAAAAGUGCCACCGAUUUGAUAGUGGAUUUCAAGUCUAUAUGUGGUUCAAAUUUAAACUGUCUGGAGUAGCAUAGUAAUAGUGUCAGAAUGUAGUUGUUUUGGCAUACAAGUUAGUGUUUACUUACCCAAAAAAAAGUUAGUGUUUCUAUAUCUUGCAUCAUUAUAGUACUCAACAUGGCGAUUGGAACGAAUUUGGCUUAUGGAAUUCAAAAUGUAGUGAAAGUGGUUGUGGUAUUUUGUUGGCCGAUGCUAACCUUUAGAUCCUGUUGGAGUCAAUGGUUAUUGGAAGCAAAAAGUGAUGCUUAAACCUUAAUUUUCAAAUUAGAAUUAAAAAUAUUUAAUUUUUCUUUGGUGUUGAGAAAUUUUGAAAUUUCAGUGUGACAUUCUAAUCAAUUUCAACCUUUGAUUGCUAAGAUUCCAUUUUUAGACCCUUUUCAACAUAAUAUGAUUUCAAAUUAUUUUGAGCAAAGAAUAAA